This is a messenger RNA of Cornus florida, 5211 nucleotides long. RefSeq names its product pentatricopeptide repeat-containing protein At1g31430-like. The transcript is spliced from 6 exons. The record is from RefSeq and is a predicted model, not a curated record. Lineage: Eukaryota; Viridiplantae; Streptophyta; Magnoliopsida; Cornales; Cornaceae. Gene Ontology annotation, molecular function: protein binding; RNA binding. Gene Ontology annotation, biological process: RNA modification. Bases 951 to 2927 code for a protein of 658 amino acids.
UCUAUCUCUAUUCUCGUUUUCAACUCUGAACUUGCCCCCUCUCUCUCUUUCUCUCUGCAACUGCAAACCACAAAAUCUACAAGAAUCAGAAGUUCAAAACCCAUAUAUUUCAGUUUAUCUAUCUGUCUACAAGAAUCAAAAGUUCAAAACCUAUUACCUAUAUCAAAACCCAUAUCGGCGUAUCAUUUCAGAUUGUUCAAAAAAUCAAAACCCGUAUCUUUCAGUUUCCAUCGCCCGCUGUUCCAGUUCGGGUUCGCCGUUCGCAAGCUUCAGCCGCUGUCUCUCAACUCUCAGGCUUGCCUCCUCUCUCUCUCUGCAACUGCUAACUGACAUGUAUGGGUUUUGUUUUAAAUUGUUUUCUAAAUCAACUAAUCAAGGUCUGUAAUUCUUGUUUUGCAAACUAAAUCCUAUUUAGGGCAAAUCAUUUGCCUCCAUCUCUAUUCUCGUUCUCAACUCUGAACUGGCCCCCUCUCUCUCUGCAACUGCAAACUACAAGAAUCAGAAGUUCAAAACCCAUAUAUUUCAGUUUAUCUAUCUGUCUGCAAGAAUCAAAAGUUCAAAACCUAUUACCUAUAUCAAAACCCAUAUCGGUAUAUCAUUUUAGAUUGUUCAAAAAUCAAAACCCAUAUCUUUCAGUUUCCAUCGCCCGCUGUUCCAGUUCGGGUUCGCCGCUGGCAAGCUUCAGCCGCUGUCUCUCAACUCUCAAGCUUGCCCCCCUCUCUCUCUCUGCAACUGCUAACUUGUAUGUAUGGGUUUUGUCUUAAAUUUUUUCUGUAAUUAUUGUUUUGCAAACGAAAAUGAACUGUAAUCUUGAUUUUGUGUAAGGGUCAAUUUGGCAUAAAAAAUAAUAGAAGGGUGAGUCCUGACUGGUGGCCUAAUCAAGCAGCUGAUAAGUAGAAGGCGUGGCCUCUCAGCUCAUUCUAGGCAAGGCACAACAAGAGCAAGGUCACAUGAUCUCUCAACAUAAGUUUGUGCUAUUGAAGUCUAUUUCCUGCCAAUUCCUAUCAAAACCACUUCACUUGUCAACUACUACCAACUCAUACUUCACGAGACUCACCAAGAAAGCAUGUAUAGACAUCCUUAGAAACUGCAAGUCCAUGAAACAACUCAAACAAAUCCAAACCCAAGUUUUCAGGAUCGGUGUACACCAAAACAAAGACACCCUCAGCAAGCUCAUGGUCUUCUGUACACACCCAUCUCUUGGAAGCUUAUCCUAUGCCAAGAAGAUCUUUGAUUACAUUGAAGACCCGAGUUUGUUUGUUUACAAUGUAAUGAUCAAAGCAUAUGCCAAGAAAGGUAGCUUUAGAAAAACUCUUUUUUUGUUUGAUCAAUUGAGGAUGCACGGUUUGUGGCCAGAUAAUUUCACCUACCCCUUUGUUUUCAAGGCCAUCGGAUGCUUGCGGGAGGUUUUAAUAGGCGAAAAAGUUCAUGGGUUUGUUGUAAAGAGUGGGGUUGAGUUUGAUUGUUAUGUCUGUAACUCACUCAUGGACAUGUAUGCAGAACUGGGUUAUGUUGCGAAAUUGAAGAAGUUGUUUGAUGAAAUGCCUGAGAGAGAUGUGGUUUCUUGGAAUGUCUUGAUCUCUGGAUAUGUUAGAUGUAACAGAUUUGAGGAUGCUGUUGAUGUUUUUCGGCGUAUGAAACGAGAAAGUAAUCUGAAGCCUGAAGAAGCUACGGUUGUAAGUACUCUUUCGGCCUGUACAGAAUUGAAAAUUUUGGAACUUGGUAAAGAAAUUCACCGGUAUGUUAGCCAUGAGCUCGGAUUUACCACUAUAAUUGGCAAUGCCUUGUUGGAUAUGUACUCCAAGUGUGGAUGUUUAAGUAUAGCCCGACAAAUUUUUGAUGCAAUGCCAGAGAAAAAUGUGAUUUGUUGGACAAGUAUGGUGUCUGGGUAUGUGAACAGCGGUCAGUUGGAUGAAGCUAGGGAGUUGUUUGAGAGAAGUCCAGUUAAGGAUAUUAUUCUUUGGACGGCUAUUAUUAACGGGUAUGUGCAGUUCAACCGUGUUGAUGAGGCACUAGCUCUGUUUCGGGAGAUGCAAAUCCAAAGGGUUAAGCCUGAUAAAUUCACUGUGGUUGCUCUCCUUACGGGCUGUGCCCAAUUGGGAGCUCUGGAACAAGGUAAAUGGAUCCACGGUUACAUAGAUGAAAACAGAAUCACAGUUGAUGCGGUUGUUGGUACUGCUCUAGUAGAUAUGUAUGCAAAAUGUGGUUGCAUAGAGAAAUCUUUGGACAUUUUCAAUGGGUUGAAAGAGAAAGACACAGCCUCAUGGACUUCAAUUAUUUGUGCACUUGCCAUGAAUGGCAAAACCAAAAAAGCACUAGAACUGUUCUCAGGUAUGAAACAAGCUGGAUUUAAACCUGAUGAUAUCACAUUUAUUGGUGUUUUAAGUGCUUGCAGUCAUGGGGGACUGGUAGAGGAAGGCCGUUGGUACUUUAAUUCAAUGAGAGAGAUGUAUCAAAUUGAACCAAAGUUAGAACACUAUGGGUGUCUAAUUGACCUCCUUGGUCGUGCUGGAUUAUUAGAUGAAGCGGAGGGAUUGAUCGAAGAUGUACCAGACAAAAAUAAUGAGAUUAUAAUUCCACUUUAUGGUGCUUUGCUGAGUGCCUGCAGAAUCUAUGGUAAUGUUGAUAUGGGUGAACGUGUGGCUCAAAGGCUUGUGGAAAUUGGAUCUAAUGAUUCCAGUGUCCAUACUCUUCUGGCCAAUAUCUAUGCUUCUGCUCACAGAUGGGAAGACGUGACGAAAGUGAGACACAAUAUGAAAGCUCUAGGAGUCAAGAAGGCACCUGGGUGUAGUUCAAUUGAGGUUAAUGGCAAUGUCCAUGAGUUCGUAGUUGGAGAUGCAUCUCACCCACAAAUGAAAAAAGUUUACUUAAUGUUGAAUAGUAUGGCUAAACCAUUGUCAGGUUUAGAGGCAAAUGAAAUGGAAUGAGAUUUUGUGAUGAAUAAAAACUUAUUUCAUUGAUCUUCCGAAAGAAUUAAAAGAUUGAGAAUUUUCAGUUUGCUGCAUAUCAUUCAAUGGUUUAAGCACUGAUUUUUAACCCAAAAGUUCCCUUAGGUGUGUGGCUCCAGUUACUCAAACACAACUUCAUGAGAAGAGAAGGGGCAGUAAGAAGGUAUUACGCUGAUGUUCGGAGAGUGAAGGGUACUCGUAUGGAAGUGUUUGAAAAUCUGAAAGGCGCUUCUGACAGAUGCUUGGGAAGUUUCAGCACCUCAGCUGGGUGAGCAAGAAAAUGGAUGCGAGACAUUCUAAAGGAGUUACAGCUAAGCAUAUCAGGAAGGCAUCAAAUCAAUUUUGUGUAACCAACAAGGUCAGACCUGAAAGGAAGAGGAAGUGUUGGGCUCGUUUCGGGCCCUAGCAAGUCACACAAGGAGUGUGGAGUGAGGCUUUAAGGGUGUGGAGUGAGGCUUCAAGGCUUCAAGGCUUCAAGGGUGUGGAUGUCCCUAUUCUUGUAAAAUCAUCUGUGCAAACAUUUAGGAUUUGGAAGGAAUUGGAGAAUAGAUUGUUGGCUCGAUUUGAUGCAGCCUCACAGAGGAGAGAAUUGUCUACUAUGGCAGAGUGCACUAAAAUUUUAUCUCAGUUUAAUAGGGAACAAGUGCUAUGCAACAUUAUGUGGCAACGCGUCCAAUGUUUAUUGACGUGGGGGUCAUGAAUGCAGACACUAGAUUGGUUCUUGGUGACCAGGGUACAUUACCUAGUCCUAGCAAUGUUGCACGUGGGCUUUCUUCGUUGUACAAAGAAAUCACAGGUUUGAAGGCUUGGAAUUUAUCUCAAUGAAAGGGUGUUAGGACUCAAUGAAUUUAAUGUACUUGUAAUGAUUGACCUACAGACACUGUUCGUAAAGAAGCGGCCACAAUAAUGGCUGUAUUCCCUUCUGCAAAUGAUGUUAUGUCAAUUUUGGUUCAGCGAGUUACCACACUUCUUGACAAACUGUUGCAGAAACCAUCUCUUGUUAAUCCACCUCCUAUGGAAGAAGGCGGACUUCUGUUAUUGUGUUUUCCUGAUGCUUCAGUAUCUUAGAGUGCUAGCAGUGCCAUAUGAGAACACGCAGGAACUUGCUAGAGACCUACGUGUUGUGGGGUGUGGUGACUUGGAGAUUGAAGGUAACACUUAAGAAAACAUUGCUAGCUUCUUUUUAGAUCAAAUACCUGAACUCCUUGCCUGUGAGUUGGUUCUACAUUGCCAAGGUUACACUUGAUUAAAUGGUACAUAAGUUAUGUUUAUAUUAGGCAGCUUUGUCUGUCCACCCUGUUUGAGGGUACCCCAAGUAUUCGGAAAGAUGCACAGAGGUAAAUGUAAAAUUGGCGAUUUUUUAUAUAUUAAAACCCAAAAUCAGUAGCACUGACUGCAGAAUUUUCGUAGAACAUAAUGACUUCAUUUCUAUGGCACAGUUUUUCCACUAAUUAAAAUGCAUUAUAGAAAAUCUGACGCUAUUAACUUAUAUCAACUGUUAGGGACUGUUUGGCAUGUGUUUUGCUUUGUUUUAGGCUUGCUACAGUAACCCCUUUCAAGCCCAAAACAUGUUUGGUUGGGCUUGUUGUGUUUUAAACAGUAACAAAACAAUUUCAAAAAUGGGCCCAAAACAUGAAACACCAUUUUGGUGUUUUUAGUUGUUUUUGUACUGUUUGGGCUACAUUACACUGUGGCGGAUGAAACAAUUUGCUCAUUUAACUGUAGCGGAGGAAACACAUAUAAAAGGCAAAAUUUGUCAUUUUCUAGGGUUUUGGGUGCGGCUUCUAUUUGGGCGAUUUUGGGCGACUCACAAAAUCAUCUCAGCAUCCCCAAUCGCCUCCAACUUUAUUCUUCUUCUCAACUCUGAACUUGCCAUCUCUGUCUCUGCAACUGUAAACUACUGUAGUCCACAAGAAUCAGAAGUUCAAAACCCAUUUACUUCAAUUUAUCUAUCUAUCUACAAGAAUCAAAAGUUCAAACCUUUAUCAAAAUCCAUAUCGGCAUAUCAUUUCAGAUUGCUCAAAAAAUCAAAACCCAUAUCUUUUAGUUUCCAUCGCCCGCUGUUCCAGUUCCAGUUUGCCGUUCGCAAGCUUCCGCCGCUGCCCGCUGUCUCUCAACUCUCAAAACCCAUGUCGGCGUAUCAUUUCAGAUUGUUUUAAUUUUUUUUCUAUUUGAAAUCAAGGUCUCAACUCUCAAAACCCAUGUCGGCGUAUCAUUUCAGAUUGUUUUAAUUUUUUUUCUAUUUGAAAUCAAGGUCUGUAAU